This is a messenger RNA of Phytophthora infestans T30-4, 585 nucleotides long. RefSeq lists its product as uncharacterized. Gene Ontology annotation, molecular function: protein binding. The transcript has 2 exons. The record is from RefSeq and is a predicted model, not a curated record. Lineage: Eukaryota; Oomycota; Peronosporomycetes; Peronosporales; Peronosporaceae. Bases 25 to 585 code for a protein of 186 amino acids.
CGUGGCGACUCGAGUCUUGAGACGAUGCGCUUCUUCCGAAACACCAAGCGGCGGAUGCGCGGCCUCAACGCUAAGCUGCCUCCUCCUCCACCUUCUCUGCAGAGCUCUGCCGAGUCAAAGGAGACGACGAUAACGUAUACUGGAGGUGCGUUGUGCGUGACGCUGCAGCGUGCCAACUCGAAAUAUGUAGAAGACGAAGGGCCAACGCGGCUCGUUUGGUCCAAGGAUCAGCGACUAGGACUCACGUUCAUCGAGUUGCCCCAAGGUGGCGUGGCUGUCAAGGACAUGCCCAGCAUGCGCUGCGACGUGUCACCGGGACAGGAGCUCAUCAGAGUGAACAAGAUGUCCGUUGUAGGGAAGAGCUUCCAGGAAGUGAUGGAGCUGUUGCAAAAUGUUCAGUCUCCCUGCGUGCUCGACUUUUCUCCACCUCCGUCACCAAUCGUAGCGUCUGAAGUGCUCGGGCCAGCAAGAUUGCUUGGUGUGCGUAAGGUCGCAAUCAACCCUCCAGUCCUACAGAUGCACCACGAAAUGCCCGUGCAGGUUUUCGGAAUACGCUCGGCAUUGGUGCUGUACUCGCAGCAAUAG